Drosophila subpulchrella is the source of this 616-nucleotide messenger RNA. RefSeq lists its product as uncharacterized. Lineage: Eukaryota; Metazoa; Arthropoda; Insecta; Diptera; Drosophilidae. The transcript has 2 exons. The record is from RefSeq and is a predicted model, not a curated record. Gene Ontology annotation, molecular function: odorant binding. The coding region runs from base 59 to 394 and encodes 111 amino acids.
GAGAAAACUUAUAGAUACAAGUUGCCUUUCUGAUUACUGAUCAGAAUGAGUUCUCGAAAUGAACAAACGGGCUGCCGUGGUUCUCUUGCUCGUGAUCGGAGCGACAUCAGGUUAUUUUAGUAAUGAUGAAAAACUGGAGGAAUGCGCAAAGAAGGAGGGAGUAACCACAAACAUAUUGAUAAGCCAUCCUAACGAUAUGAAAAUCAAAUGUUUUUAUCAUUGUUAUUUUGAAAUGACGAAGGUAAUUUUAAAUGGAAAGGUCGAAAUACAUGGAAUCAAGAAUUCAGAACCAUGCCUGGAAUUAAAAGAUAGCAACAAAUGUGAGCUCGGCUUUAAGCUAAGUAACUGUUUGCGAACGAACCUGAAGGAAUAUGAAUGGAGGCAAUUUUUUUAAAUAUGUUCUCCCAGAAGCUACUAAAUAUUCUGGUAAAUAUUUUGUAAAAAAAAUAAAAUAGUAAAUAUAAACUACUGAACGUUCUAGACUAAUAAAAUAAUAAUUCAAGCCUUCACUUAGCGCCCCUCAGUCUUCUCCCACCCGAUUUCACAAUACGCUAAUCAAACAUUUUCAAUGCCCACUAAUAAAUUCGUCAUGUAGCAUUAGGAAGACCAAACAAAA